GCAAAGCUCCGGACGAAACAAAACGAUUCGCGCUCGUCAGUUUACUCUCAGUCUCGACUAAAGCAACUUCUCAGACAAUUGAUAAAUAAUUUAAGGAAAAAAUAUAUUAUAUUCAACUAAUCGUGCGUGUCGUGAAAAGUUUUUUCUGUUCAAAAGACUUUACUUCACCUAUUCCAAGACAUCAAUUUACUACAAUGUCUGAAAGCAAGACUCUGGAAGCUGGUCAGCAACUAGUUAAGAAAACCAUGGAUGAGUUAAUCCAACAAAAACAAACAACUGAAAAAGUAACAAUCCAGGCUAGACAAGAGUUCCGUGAACACUACCAAGAAAGUUACGAGGAAGAAUUUGAGGAGGAAACUUUUAUUGAUCAAUACGGAAAUGAAACUACGAAGAGAGUAGAGUCUAGCAGCGAAAGCAAGGAACAUUCUAGAAGCGCUGACGUUAAAGUAAAGGCAACUGGACUGAAUGCAGCACAAGUGAAAGCCCUAACAGACUGCGCAAACGAAGCCGGGCAAUUGGCACUUGACUCCAAGCCUGCCAACUAAACAAUGUGUCCUUUGAAUGUGCGUGAGGUGUUCUCAAAAAGUGAUAAAGACUGUUUCCAGUGUUCCUUACUAUAUAUUAUCUAUAUAAAAUUAAGUUUAAAUUUGUAAUACAUGCAAUAAAUAUAUUAAAAAGAAAAAUGGUUUAUUAAA
Messenger RNA from Vanessa atalanta (red admiral), 695 nucleotides. RefSeq lists its product as uncharacterized. Lineage: Eukaryota; Metazoa; Arthropoda; Insecta; Lepidoptera; Nymphalidae. The record is from RefSeq and is a predicted model, not a curated record. The transcript has 3 exons. Bases 195 to 545 code for a protein of 116 amino acids.